Molecule: messenger RNA, 1318 nt
Organism: Monopterus albus (swamp eel)
Lineage: Eukaryota; Metazoa; Chordata; Actinopteri; Synbranchiformes; Synbranchidae
Product: serine/arginine-rich splicing factor 6-like
Exons: 6
Coding region: 131-1255 (374 amino acids)
Cellular component (GO): nucleus; cytoplasm
Molecular function (GO): mRNA binding
Source: RefSeq, a predicted model, not a curated record
CGAUGCAAUAGCAGAAAGUUUCCUGGUAAAGAAGCACAUAGGGGCCAACCACGGCAUCAGUGUACAGUUUAGAUAGGAGCCGUUGUUGGGGAGAACUGAGUAGAAUAGCGAUCGGCGAUUAAAAAACAAAAUGCCUCGAGUAUACAUUGGACGACUGAGCUAUCAUGUCCGUGAAAAAGACAUUCAGCGAUUCUUCAGCGGUUAUGGAAAACUCAUGGAAAUCGAUUUGAAAAACGGCUAUGGCUUCGUGGAGUUCGAGGAUAACAGAGACGCCGAUGAUGCUGUGUAUGAGCUGAACGGAAAGGAGCUGUGCGGAGAGCGGGUGAUCGUCGAGCAUGCCCGUGGCCCGCGGCGUGAUCGAGAUGGCUACGGUGGGGGUUACUGGGGUGGUGGGCGCAGUAGCGGUUAUAGCAGCAGGAGCCGUUCGGGCAGGGAUAAGUAUGGACCUCCAGUCCGUACUGAGUAUCGUCUCAUUGUGGAGAACUUGUCCAGCCGCUGCAGUUGGCAGGACCUCAAGGACUUUAUGCGUCAGGCAGGAGAGGUGACCUAUGCAGACGCCCACAAGGAACGCACCAACGAAGGAGUGAUUGAGUUCCGCACCCACUCGGACAUGAAAAGGGCUCUGGAGAAGCUGGAUGGUACAGAUAUCAAUGGACGAAAGAUUCGUCUGGUGGAGGAUCGGCCUCGCAAGCGAAGGUCCUACUCUGGAAGCCGCUCCAGAUCUCGCAGUCCCCGCCGCUCCCGCAGCCGUAGACACAGAAGCCAUGGGAGCAGGAGCUCUCGCAGUCGCUCCAGAUCCCGCUCCAGGUCUCGUUCCCAUAGCAAGAGACAUCAUUCCCGCUCCAGAUCUGGAAGAAAGUCUCGCUCUAAAUCAGGAGAAAGGAAGUCUCAUUCUCGUAAUCGCAGGUCCCGUUCUGGAUCCCACAAAUCCAAGUCUCGUUCACGCUCCGGCAAAUCCCGAUCCCAUUCAGCCGAUCGGAAAUCCAAGUCCCGUUCAAAGAGCCGUUCUAAGGUAAAGUCAGAGCGGGAUUCUCGUAGUCGAUCCAAGGAGGUGUCUGGUGACAAGAAGUCUCGCAGUCGUUCAGCUUCCCCAGUAGAGAAUGGGAAGGGGGAGCGUGGCGCCAAAUCUGCCUCGCGUUCUCCAUCCCCACUGGAGAAUGACCGUAGAUCCAAGUCCAGGGAGAAACGCUCAGCCUCUCGCUCUAAAUCCCGCUCAAGAUCUCGUUCACGGUCUAGAUCAGCUUCUCAGGAUUAGUUGUAGAGGAUGCGUUUUUUUUUUUCCCCCCCCUCUCAUUUGGAGCUUGAUCCCUACGCUGUA